CGCACCACUCCACUCGUCCCGGAUUCCCCCUUCCACACAACCUCGCACAUGGCUGCAUCGUCUACGCCUGAGAGUGACGUCAAGUUCGCUGGCCGGUUCGAGCUGUCGCUGCCGCUGGCGCCCCACGAGCGGCCGGUGCAGGACUUUGGAUGCACGCUGCAGCGGUCGGAUUGGAAGAUGCCACACGCUGGAACAUUGUACAUCACUCGGAUGGGCUUGUUCUUCUAUGUGGCCAACAGGCUGGUAGGUGGGACGGCCCACGUGUCGUUUGCCGAUGUGACGGCUGUCGAGGCCACCAGCAACUUGCUCAUGCUCCCGGCCAUCCGCGUCGAGACCUACACCGGCACGCUGUUCUUCAGCAACUUUAUCCAUCGCGCCAACUGUCUCGCUAUCAUCCAGCACAUGGUGGCCGCCACGCUGACGCCGCUCACCUUUUUGCACCGCAAGCUCGUCCGAGGCAGCGACGUGGCGUCGGGCAUGAUGACCGGCGGGGCCGCGCUCCGUGGCCGUCUGCUUGGCCGUGGGCAGGACGAGGAUGUGCUGUUCAAGCAGCUCAAGACCUCGCGCGCCCUGCAGCUCGCGUACGAGACACUCGACAUCGGAACAUCAACGCUGACCGAGCUGGACCACCAGGGCGAGCUCAUCGCCCGCCAGCGUGUCGCCAUGGCCCACAUCCACGCCAACAUGGACGAAGCUGACCGCCUCCUCCGCGGAAUGAGCUUGACCGGCGCCGCAGCCAACGCAUUCACUUCGCGACCGACGUCGGUCGAGGACGCCGACGCUGCAGCGUCGGCCAGCAUCAAUACUCGCGGCUGAUGCAGGUACCUGUUGUCGACUGCACGACCUCGUCGUACACUGCCUCCCGCUUGGUCUUUACCGAUACCGCGCUCUGCAUCCUUGGCGGCGACGUGGAAGGCGAUGCCGACGCGAGCCGCACCCUCGUCCGCGUUGCGCCUUACACCGGCAUUUCGUCGUUGACCCUCCUACCACGGGCUUACCACCUUUGCAUCGAGCUCACAUCCGCCGCCGUCGCCUCCAACGCCGAUGCACCCAAGGGCUCGGCCAUCCGUAGCGAAAGCAUGGUUGUUGUCACCGCGUACCUAGAGGACAUUCUCCUAGAGCUGGGCGAGCGGCGUGUAGCCGACAUCCCGCUCAUUGUCGAUGACGGCGCCGCGCCGCUCUCCCACAAGUCCUCGUUCUACGCCAGCUCACCAGCAUUUGGUGGCAAGGUGACUCCGGCGGCGAUGGCGAAGCGCGUCGACGCGCUCCGCAACCCUGAGUUUGUUCCCUUGUCCGCCCAAGCCUUUAUGCCGUCGGCAGACACCGAUGCCGCUGCCCGCGAGCGCCUCCGCCAGCAGCAAGCCCUCAUCGAGGCCGAGGACCAGCAGCUCGACGAAAUGUCGCGUGUGCUGGAAAAGCUCAAGGCAGUGGCCACCACCAUGGGCACCACCCUCGAUCGCCAGAACGCCGACCUCGAUCAGCUGGAGAAGGACGUCGACAGCGGCUCGAGCCGCAUUCACUCUGCCAACCGCAAGAUCAUCAAGAAACUGCACUGAUUGUCCGACGCGAUGAGGGACUUUACACGCCCGGCUCGCAUCUCCCGCUACAACUUGCUCCAAAGCUUACUCGCCCUCGCCCUCGCCCUCGCCUUUGGCCUUGGGCUUAAACUUGAGCGAGACCGAGUUUGCACAAUGCCGCUCGUUGGUUGGCGUCUUAAAGCCCUCGCCGGC
This is a messenger RNA of Thecamonas trahens ATCC 50062, 1730 nucleotides long. RefSeq lists its product as uncharacterized. Gene Ontology annotation, molecular function: SNAP receptor activity. Bases 49 to 816 code for a protein of 255 amino acids. Lineage: Eukaryota; Apusomonadida; Apusomonadidae. The record is from RefSeq and is a predicted model, not a curated record. Gene Ontology annotation, cellular component: SNARE complex. The transcript has 2 exons.